AUGGAUUCUAGUUGGAUAGAUUUACCAAAAGGCCAUCCCGCUUAUUAUAAUGGUUGCAUGAAAUUCUUAGAGCUUGCUAAAGAGACUCUUGUUGAAGGAAAAACUCAAUGCCCAUGUAAUAAUUGCAAGUUAAACAAAUGGUUUAAGUUGGAAAAAGUAGGAGGCCAUAUUUUAUUUCAUCAAGUGGGUAACAACUUAGGGCUCCAUAGUGAUCAAGCAAAGGGAGUUGGUCGAGAUGAUGAUAUUGAUGGAUUACUAAAAGCAGCUUUUAGGAUUGGUAGUCCACAACCCACUAACGAACCCUCGUUAUUAAGUGAGUUAGAUUCCGAUGACGAAGAUCUAAAUGAGAUGCAUGAAGAGUCAUCUUCAUUUAUAUUGUCCUUGAUUAUUCCUGGAAAAUAUGGCCCUGGUAUUGAUAUUGAUGUGUACUUGCAACCUUUAAUCCAUGAGUUAAAAUUGUUGUGGGAAGGUGUAGAUGCUUUUGAUGUUUAUAGCGGAAAAAAGUUUAAACUACGAGCAGCAUUACACUCCACUAUAAAUGACUUUCCGGCAUAUGCUAUGUUGUCGGGUUGGAGUACAAAAGCUAAUUUAUUUGAUGGGAAAAAGGAAUAUGGUCUUGCUCCUGUUCCUGCUAGUGGGACAGAAAUUUUGAAGCAACUAGAAGAAGUUAAUUAUGUUUACGGGAAAUCAAAAACAAUUUCUAGGAGACAAGAAGUUGGGACAUCUAAUAAUGAAAUUGAGGAUGAUGAAGAGUAUAUGCCUCCAGCUGCCUACAAUAUGUGUAAAGAAGAUAAAGAACGGUUUUUGAAAGUCUUGAAAAAGCUUAGAGUUCCUGAUGGUUAUGGAUCAAAUUUGCAAAGAUGUAAGAUAUGUUCAACUGCCAUUGAUAAAGGAGAGUUAGAUACCAUUCAGUCAAAUCUUGUGUUGACCCUUUGUAAGAUGGAGAAAGAGUUUCUACCAACAUUUUUCACAAUUAUGGUUCAUCUACUAAUUCAUUUAGUGGAUGAGGUUAAACUUGGCGGACCUGUUCAUUACAGAUGGAUGUAUCCUAUUGAAAGGUACUUGGCCUUUUUGAAAUCUCAUGUUAGCAAUAAAGCACAGCCGGAAGGGUCCAUAGCUGAAGGGUUCCUUUUAUGGGAGACAAUUACGUUUUGCUCGAGAUAUUUAGAAAGUGUUGAGACCAUGUUCACUAGACCAAAAAGGAAUGAUGAUGGUGCUCCACACAUCAAUAACUAUCUAUACAACUCAUGUGGUCGUGUCGUUGGAAAGAGAGAAAAUGUCUGUCUUGAUGACAAAAGUUUAAAGCAAGCACAUCGCUAUGUUUUACUUCAUUCGGAUGAGAUGAAACCAGUCCAUAACCUAGAUGAUAGCACUCAAGAAGGAAAGUUGAGAAAAGCAUUAGCCGGUGGUUUAAGCAACCGCGGUGAAAGGAUAAAAAGCUUCGUUAUUAAUGGUUAUAAGUUUGAUACUGUGGAUCGUGAACGGUUUCGGAAGACACAAAAUUCUGGAGUGAUGGUUGAAGCCGAUGGCCAAGUGUAUUAUGGAAAACUCAAAGACAUAUUUGAACUUGAUUAUUUUGGUUCUUUCAAAGUUGUAAUGUUUCGUUGUGAUUGGGUUGAUAUACGUAGGGGUUGUAAAACAUAUCCAAGUGGCAGAGUAACUGUCAACUUCUCGAAGUUGAUGCACACUGGUCGAAAUUUGCCAGAUGAUCCAUUUGUUUUCUCUUCUCAAGCAAAACAAGUUUUUUAUGUCGAGGAUGAGAUACAAAAAGGAUGGCUUCAUGUAAUUAAGACUAAGCCUAGGGACUUGUUCGAUAUACCCGAUGAUGAUGAGAUUCUAGAAUAG
Messenger RNA from Beta vulgaris subsp. vulgaris (sugar beet), 1845 nucleotides. RefSeq lists its product as uncharacterized. The transcript has 8 exons. NCBI's taxonomy places the organism in Eukaryota, Viridiplantae, Streptophyta, Magnoliopsida, Caryophyllales, Amaranthaceae. The record is from RefSeq and is a predicted model, not a curated record. The coding region runs from base 1 to 1845 and encodes 614 amino acids.